This is a messenger RNA of Erythranthe guttata (spotted monkey flower), 8621 nucleotides long. Its product is annotated as ARM repeat superfamily protein. Gene Ontology annotation, cellular component: 90S preribosome; nucleolus; small-subunit processome. The record is from RefSeq and is a predicted model, not a curated record. Lineage: Eukaryota; Viridiplantae; Streptophyta; Magnoliopsida; Lamiales; Phrymaceae.
CGUGGUUGUGAUAAAUCAUAAUUGAGGGUGGUGGAUUAAUUUGUCUCAAAUAUGUUUUUGGGCUUGGUUGUCAAAUAAACAUAAUUCAAGGAAAAAGAUGCAAAUUACCUAUUUAUAGAGUCGGAUUAAUUUAGGGCCGGAGUCGAAACUCGAAACACUCCUUUUAACGCUCUAUCUCGCGUCUCAACUCAACCGCCCUAAACCCCUUCCGCCACCCUUUUCCUCACACGGAGGGAAAAAAAUCACGCACAACUCUUUCACCUAAAAUCCAAGCCUCUCCUUCCUUAAACCCUAGAAGAGAUACUCCCUCGCUUUCUAAUCAACCGAGCUCUCAAACAUGGCGACUCAUUCAGAUGCUAUGGCAGUAAAGUCUCUCAACACAGCUGGUGGCCGCCGCCGUUUUGCUUUCAAGUCUAUUUCACAAAAAAUAGAGGAAAUCUACGUGGAUGUAUACCGGAGUCUCGACCCGUUGAAAGCCGAACCGUCGGAAGGUUCUUCGUUUUUCCGUGACAGUCUUGCAGAAUAUAGGGAGCUAAACACUGCGGAAGACUUUAUAUCGUUGUAUGAGGAAACUUUUCCUCUGGUGCAAACAUUACCGCAAAUAAUCUUGCAGAAGGAUCUGAUUAUAUCAAGCCUUUUGUCUAGAUUGAAAAUGGAAGGGAGAUUAUCCCAUGAACCUAUACUGAGGUUGAUCGCUGCUUUAUCUAGAGAUCUUCUGGGGGAUUUCGUACCUUUUCUUCAAAGAAUUGCCGAUUCUUUGGAAUCUCUUCUUGAAAGUGGUGCUGAUAGGGAUCCGGAGAUAAUUGAGCAGAUAUUAACAUCAUGGUCGUAUAUCAUGAUGUACCUGCAGAAGUAUCUUGUAAGAGAUGUUGGUCAUGUUCUAAGAAUUACUAGGAAAUUAAGGUACUAUCCAAAAGAUUAUAUUCGGGAAUUGAUGGCCGAGUCAGUUUCAUUUUUGUUAAGGAAAGCACCAGUUCAGCAGCUGAAGAAAGGUAUUACGAAACUUAUGACUGAAGUUGUAGAAGAACCAUCGGAAAUGAGAAAAUCUGGUGCUGGUGCAUUGAUAUCUCAUGCUAUAAGAAUUUCCUCAUCGAAACUGCACUCCAAGACUGAAAUGUUAAUGCCCAUGCUGGUGGAUGAUUCUACCUUUCAAAUUGGUGAUCAAAGUGUUGAAGGCUCAAGAGCUGUUCUUGAAGUUCUUAUUCUGGCCUUCAAGAGACUUUACGCAGAGCUAGAUCACGAGGAACUAACAUUUAUAUGGAGAUGUUUGUGUGGCAAAAUAACAGAUUCAGUGACAAUUUCAAGCUCCAGAUACCUGAAUCACCUUUUGACCCUACUUAUAUCUGUCGUGCAAAAUGGUCAUCUGGGGAAAGCUUCUGAUUAUGAACCCUUGGUCGAAGUAGCUGACCUGCUUGUGCAGAAUUUUGUUAAUCCUUUUCUUGCCAAGAAGGAUGUGGACCCACACCGUGAGGUUAUUGAUAGUGUCCUGCAACUAAUUGUUUGCAUCAUUGAUGGUCUCUCCUCUUCGAAGAACAUGCCUGCUCUGCUGCGGGUUUCUUCACAAUGGGAGUCAGUAUUUGAUUUAAGGAGUCAUAGUUUACUGAAAUUCAUUGAAGAUCUUCUGAUGAAGGACCCUAGUGUCUUCAAUAUCUUUGGAAUGCAUAUUAUGUGUGCAUUGAAUAAUUUGGUAGAAAAUUCACAUGAAGAAGUUUUAUAUAUAAUGAUAAAUUUCUCUGAGAAAUUGGAAGGGAUGGAUUCUAACUUAUUGGAUGUGAAAUCCAUGGAAAAGACAAAAAAGAUCCAUGUUGUCUGGGAAGAGACUCUUAAGUAUUGGCAUGCGAAGAUCAACGAAGCUAUAAAAGGAAAUUCGUUUCCUAUUUCAUUUCCAAAAAAUAGCUUGGCAAUCCUAUGGGGCGUUAUUCAGUGUUAUUCUCGUUUUGAUGCCCAAGCAAAUCCAUCCUUGUUGAUGGACUUGAUAGAUGCAAUUGAUGAGCUUUUGAUAAUGGAAUCAAUGUUUGCAGGCUACCAGCAAAACACUUGGCAUAGCUUGAUUGGUGCAGCUUUGCGUUCUUAUCACAAGAUAGUUUUUCAAGGAAAUUAUGUUCGUGAAGAGUCUGCCUUGACCAAAUUCUUGGUUCUUGCGAGAAGAUAUAAGUUGUCUCCUCAAAUAUUAUCUGCCGUAGCCGAUAUUUUGGAUUCUAUGUCUUCGUCUUUCGUUCAACCAGAUAGAAAAGGCAAAUUUUAUCUUCCAGAACAUAUAGCUGGAAAUGUGUUGGAGGCUCUGGACAUAUUCGCUGAAAAUCUAAGCCACACGAACAAAGAGAUCCGCCUUUAUAGCUUGCGCAUAUUGUGCUAUUAUGAACCCAUACAUAAUAAACAAUCCAAGGAAGAAAUUCCGGUUGAAAAUUAUGCAAGAAUAGAUGAUGAUGAGAAUGUUGACGAAUUUUCUAAUGAUGUUCUCAACCUUCUCAAAUCAAUUGAGGAGACCUCCCUUUCGAUUGCGACGAGCCGUAAAGUAAUUCUACUUAUAUCUAAAAUACAGAUGAAUCUGAGUGCUCGGAGAAUUGCUGAUCAGUAUAUACCUGUUGUUCUGAACGGGAUUAUUGGCCUAUUCCAUAACCGGUUUAGCUAUUUGUGGAAUCCAGCCUUAGAGUGCCUAACUAUCCUGAUUGGCCAAUAUUUCCGGUUGGUAUGGAGCAGAUGUGUUAAGUUUCUUGAAAAUUGUCAAUCUAUUUUUCUAGCAUCUCAUCAUCAGCAUGGUGGAGGCGAUAGUGAUUCUAACAAGGAUACUGGUUUGGUUGGAUGCUUCAACUCUGAGAUCUCUCCUCUAUUUGAUAGCACUCCACAUGCAACAGUUUUGUCCCUCUUGAUUCAAUCAUUGCAGAAAGUUCCAUCUAUAGCAGAAUCUCACUCUCAGCAAAUAGUUCCUCUUUUUCUGCAAUUUUUGGGCUACAGCCCUGAUGAAACAAGCAAUGUUGCAUCUCAUACCUUGGAUCAUAAAGGAAAAGACUGGAAGGGGGUACUUAAAGAGUGGUUAAGCUUGUUCAGAUUGCUGCGAAAUCCGGAGGCCUUUCAUCGGGGUCUAUUCUUAAAGGAGGUUCUUCUAUAUAGACUUCUUGAACAGAAUGAUGCUGAUGUACAGAUGAAAGUUCUUGACUGCCUUUUAAAUUGGAGAGAUGACUUCUUACUUCCAUAUAGUGAGAAUCUGAAAAAAUUAAUAGAUGCAAAAUAUCUAAGGGAGGAACUUUCAAAGUGGAGCUUAUCGAGAAACUAUAUGGAUGCCAUCGACGUGCGGCACAGAGCUUACCUUGUACCGAUUGUUAUAGGUGUGCUAAUUCCAAAAGUUCGAAAUUUGAAAAUGCUUGCUUGCCAGAAGGGUGCAGGUGUACAUCAUCGAAGGGCAGUUCUUGGAUUCUUAUCUCAGCUUGAUCUUGAUGAGCUUCCUCUUUUCUUCUGGCUGUUAGUUAAGCCCCUACUUACUAAUUCCCAAAGAGAUGAUGAACCCAGAAAAAGUUUUUUGAAUUUAACUCAGGGUCCCAACAAUGAAGCUGAUAUAUCUUAUUUCUUGAGCCAUUUUACCCCAGAUUCCGUAAAAGCGCUAACCUGGAAGAAGAAAUAUGGCUUUCUGCAUGUUAUUGAAGAUAUUUUAGCAGUUUUUGACGAAUCUCACCUUAAUUGUUUUCUUAAUCUUCUGAUGAACUGCGUUGUCCGGAUCUUAGCAAGCUGCACAUCAUCUAUUGGCACUAGAAAUAGUGGAUUGUCUUCCAUAGAUAACUGUUCUGGCUUGGAUUUGAAUGCAGAUGACCAUGCCGAAGUGGAGGAUCAAACCAUGGAGAGAAUGGCUGUGAAGCAAUUCAGGGACUUGAGAUCCUUAUGCCUUAAGAUCAUACAUCUUGUUCUUGGUAAAUAUGCGAGCCAUGAGUUUGAUGGUGCAUUUUGGGACCUUUUUUUCGUAUCAAUUAAACCCUUAAUUGCUAAAUUUAAGCAAGAAGGUGCCAGUAGCAAGAAGCCAAGCUCGCUGUUUUAUUGCUUUUUAGCAAUGAGUAAAAACUACAAACUCGUGCCACUAUUAUUCAGGGAGAGUAAUCUCGUGCCUGAUAUUUUUUCCAUGCUUAACAUCCCGUCAGCUUCUGAAUGGAUUGUGUCCUGUGUUCUGAAGUUCACUAAGAAUUUGUUGAAGCUCGACAGCGAACUGGGUAGCGAAGACAUUGGUGUCAGAAUAGUUUCGCCUUCUCAUCUUGAUCUGCUCAUAACCAACUUGCAUAGUUUUUUCACAAAUUACAAAGCUACUAAGAGGCAGUUAGUCAAUUUCCCAGGCAAAAGGGAAUUUACUAUCUUCAACUUGCUAUCAAAGUAUGUAAAAGAACCUCCAACAGCCAAAAAAUUUGUGGAUAUAUUGCUCCCACUACUUACAAAAAGACACCAGAAUUUCGAUACCUGUGUUGAUAUAUUGCAAAUCGUCCGAGAAGUGGUAACGGUGCUGGAGAGUGGGAUUAGUGAAAACAUUAUAAAAUCAAUUACACCACUUCUUAUCUCAGCAGGUUUGCCUGUCCGUAACUCUAUAUGUGAUGUUCUUGAUGCUGUCGCAGCAAAUGAUUCUUCUGUGCUUGUAUUGGCAAAAAUUCUUCGUGAACUAAAUGCAACCUCAGAAAUGGAGAUGGGUGGUCUCGAUUAUGACAAAAUAAUCUGUGCUUAUGAAAAGGUUAAUGUAGAAUUCUUUUACACCAUUCGGGAAGAACAUGUGUGGCCAAUCUUGGCUCACUCUGUUCAUGGCAUGUCAUCUGAAGAGUCGACCAUACGAAAUUGUGCGUUCGGAUUGUUGAAAUCUUUCAUUGCUUUUUCUGAUGAGAUCCUUAAUGGAGCGUCAAAAUCUGACCAUAUGUGGUCUGAAGCAAGCAUUCAUCGCAUAGUGAAAGAUUUUCUCUUGAAGCAUAUGGGAAGUGCAAUGGACAAGGAAGGUGCAGUAAAAAAGGUGUGGUUUGAUUUACUUCAAGAAAUGGUGUUGAAGCUCCCCAACGUGGCAAACCUUGAUUCAUACAGGGUUCUAUGCAGUGAUGAUGCAGAACAAGAUUUCUUCGGCAACAUAGUUCACUUACAGAAACACAGGAGAGCAAAGGCUGUGAGACGUCUUAAAAGCUGCGUCUGUUCAGGAACUCUAUCAGAGGCCAUCACCAAUGAAGUGUUUGUUCCAAUGCUUUUUAGCAUGUUGUUUGGUGCGGAAAUUGGAAAAGACGAAAAUAUCAUAAGCGCGUGCUUGGAAGCCCUGGGAUCAAUUUCUGGUUGCUUUAAAUGGGAUAAGUAUUAUAAGUUGCUGUUGAGAUGCUUCCGUGAUUUGCAACGAAAACAAGAUAAGCAGAAGAUUCUGUUGCGCCUUAUGUGUUCUAUCCUUGAUCAUUUCCAUUUUUCAGAAUCAUCUUUGGUCCAUGAAGCCAAAGUACCUGCUUGUGAUGCUCCUGAUCCGUAUACCAUUGAUAUGGCUACUUCAUUAACAUUGAGAAAGUGUACUAGUUCUGCGGAACUUCCUAGGAUACAGAUGUCGUUGCAGAAAGAUCUAUUCCCCAAGAUUCAAAAGUUGUUGGCAUCGGAUACUGAAAAUGUCAAUGUCAUUAUCAGCCUAGUUGCACUUAAAAUUCUAAAAUUGCUUCCUGGUGAAAUCUUGGACUCACAGCUUCCGACUAUUGUUCACCGCAUUUCAAACUUUCUAAAACAUAAAAUGGAAAGUGUACGUAAUGAAGCUAGGUCUGCAUUGGCUGUUUGCUUGAAGGAAUUAGGGAUCGAGUACUUGCAAUUUAUUGUCAAAGUGAUGAAGAGCACAUUAAAGCGAGGUUCUGAAUUGCACAUACUAGGAUACACUCUCAAUUUCUUAUUAUCAAACUUUCCCGUGAAUCAAAUAAGUGGAAAGGUGGAUUACUGUUUAGAUGAACUCCUCUCUGUUGUAGAGAAUGAUAUACUUGGGGAUAUUUCUGAGCAGAAAGAGGUGGAAAAGUUGGCUUCAAAAAUGAAAGAAACUAGAAAGCAAAAGUCUUUUGAAACACUCAAGACGAUUGCUCAGAGCAUUACUUUCAAGUCUCAUGCUCUGAAACUGCUUUCACAUGUUACAGUUCACCUGCAGAAGCAGCUUACCCAGAAAGUGAAGCUGAAAUUGGAGAAUAUGUUAAAUAACAUAGCUGCUGGUAUUGAACACAAUCCAUCUGUGAAUCAGACUGAACUCCUUGUAUUUGUCAACUGCCUUAUUAAAGAUGGUGUCUGUGAUGAAGGUAAUGAAUAUGGAAAUAGUGGUGCUUCGAGGACAGGUAAACCUGACAGAUAUGAUGAAGGUGUCCAAGCAAUUCAAACCAACAGAUUAUUAAAUGUUGAUCAACGGUUUUCUCAUCUGAUAACAGCAUUUUCUCUUGGAGUCCUUCAGAACCACAUGAAAAAACUGAAUCUUAAAGGGGUGGAUGAACAAUUAUUAUCACUGCUAGACCCUUUUGUCAAUUUAUUGGGUCAAUGCUUGAGUUCCAAGUAUGAAAACAUUGUAAUUGCUGCACUUAGAUGCUUGACUCUGCUAGUCAGGUUGCCUUUGCCAUCGCUUCAAUCCCAAGCGGACAAGAUAAAAAGCUCAUUGUUCGUGAUUGCACAAUCUUCAGUAAAUGCUAGAAGUCAAUUGACAGAGGCAUGUAUCACGACGUUAACAAUGCUUCUGCGAAGUACUAGAGUUACUCUUUCAGCUGAUCAGUUGCAUAUGUUGAUCCAGUUCCCUUUGUUUGUUGAUUUCGCUAAAAAUCCCUCGCACGUUGCUCUUUCACUUCUGAAAGCUAUUGUACAGCGAAAGCUAGUAGUUCCCGAGAUAUAUGAUAUUGUCCAGAUUGUCGCAGAAUUAAUGGUACAAAGCCAACUUGAACCAGUUCGUAAGAAGAGUAGUAAAAUCCUACUUCAGUUUUUGCUUGGGUACCAUCUUUCUGAGAAGCGAUUACAACAACAUCUUGAUUUCUUGCUUGCGAAUUUAAAGUAUGAGCAUCCCAGUGGAAGAGAAGCUGUUCUUGAGAUGCUCCAUGCUAUUAUAAAAAAAUUUCCACGGAAUGUUGUAGAUGCACAAUCACAAACAAUGUUUGUGCAUUUGGUCAUGUCCUUGGUGAAUGAUGAUGACAGCAAAGUUCGUUCCAUGUCUGCUGCUGCAAUAAAGUGUCUUAUUGAGCAUGUGAGCACGAAUUCGCUACACUCCACUCUAGAGUAUAGUCUAUCCUGGUACCUCGGUGGAAAACAAAAUCUAUGGGGUGCUGCAGCUCAGGUUUUGGGUUUACUGGUGGAAGUUAUGGGAAAAAGUUUCGAAAAACACCUAUGUAGAUUGCUCCCAGUAAUGAGAAGCAUUUUCCAGUCUGCUGUCAGUGCCAUUGAAUCAAAUCAACAAAGUCCAUCAGAUGAAGCAGUCCUUCCAUUCUGGAAGGAGGCUUAUUACUCAUUGGUGAUGCUGGAGAAAAUGUUAUCUCAUUUUCAUAACAUGUUCUUUGAUACGGAUCUUGAGGAUAUAUGGCAAACCAUUUGUGAAUUUCUGUUGCAUCCUCACUUGUGGUUGCGCAGCAUAUCAAACCGAAUUUUGUCCAACUACUUUAAUGCAGUAACCAAAGCUUGCCAAGACAAGCGUGAAGUGUCAGCAGGAACAUUCUUCCUUAUGAAACCAAGCAUACUUUUCCUUGUAGCUGCUUCUUCAUGUCAUCAAUUGAAGGUACCGCCGGCUGACGAUAAAGCUGGCGACAUUGUGAAGAAAAACCUCGAGUUUUCAAUUUGCGGUCUCCAUUCAUUUUUAGAAAGGAACGAAUGCACAGACAUGCAUAAGUUCUGGUCCAACCUUGACCAAGUUGAGCAAGACCGUUUUCUUAAAGCUUUUGUUGUUCUUGAUCCAAGCAAAGGAAGGAGGACACUUUCGUCUUUCACCUCUGAAGCCAGUGGUCCGCAUAGUCAACAUCACCAUCCAUUAAUUUCUUUCUUGCUUCAGAGAAUGGGAAAGAUUUCCAUUCAGAUGGAAGACACUCAGAUGAAAAUUGUCUUCAAUUGUUUGAAAGAAAUUUCACCAAAACUUCUUGGUUGCUAUAAAACGUUUUCACCUACUGGCAAUGACGAUCUCCAUAGUUAUGCAUAUCCAGUUUUGUUGCCUCUGUACAGAAUCUGUGAAGGUUAUACCGGACAAGUUAUUUCAGAGGAUCUGAAACAGUUGGCUGAAAGGGUGAGUGAAAGCAUAAGAGACGUAAUCGGAGUGCAUCAUUUUGUUCAAGUUUACAGCCAAAUAAGGAAGAAUCUGAAAGUGAAGAGGGAUAAGAGGAAACAAGGAGAGAAGAUAAUGGCUGUCGUGAACCCAACACGUAAUGCCAAGAGGAAGCUUAGGAUUGCAGAAAAGCACCGGGCUCACAAGAAAAGGAAAUUCACGACCAUGAAAGUCGGGAAAUGGAGGCGUUAAGGGCAAAAUUGUCCUUUCAGUUUUGAUCUGUUUUAAUAUUUGUUAAUAGCCUUUUUUUUUAAAUGCUUCGGUAAUGAUAUCAUUAUUAUUAUUAUUAUAUUAUUUAAGUGGAAAUUAGUCUUUGGACCAUCAGUACAUCCACAUUUUGUUGUGAGUUAUAUAAAUGAGGGUCGCAUUUGAGCUGAUA